This is a messenger RNA of Harmonia axyridis, 1054 nucleotides long. Its product is annotated as leukocyte surface antigen CD53-like. The record is from RefSeq and is a predicted model, not a curated record. The transcript has 5 exons. The coding region runs from base 124 to 906 and encodes 260 amino acids. Lineage: Eukaryota; Metazoa; Arthropoda; Insecta; Coleoptera; Coccinellidae. Gene Ontology annotation, cellular component: membrane.
GUCAAAAUCUGACAAACCUUCGUGACAUCGUAGAGAUUCUUAGAGACGUCAGAAAUGUAUGGGAUAUAUUUUAUAUGAUUUCAAAUAAUUAUCGAUCCAUUUCUUAUUAGUUUGAUCGAUAUCAUGCCCAUAGGCACUACCGGACAAAUUAUAAAAGUUGUUCUAAUUGUGAUCCUCAUCAUCUUAUUGGUAAUAGAAUUCUUCACACUAUUUGUGGGACUCGCUUUUGUCAUCCUUCCUGGUGUCAAAAAAACUCUUGUGCAUUAUGGACUAUUCAUGGUGAUAGUAGCAGGAUUGCUAAUAUGCCUCGCAUUUGUUGGACUGUGUGGAGCUGUACGAGAAUGUUACUUGAAGUUGUUUGUGUUUGCUGGUCUGUUGAUUGCUGUUUUGCUGGUCUCCUUAUUAGUCCAUUUGUUCAUGUUACCACCUGAAGAUGACAGCGAAACAAGCAGCCUCUUUUUGAAACACCAUCUGCCAAAGAGAUUUGAAAUAGAUAAAAGGGUUAUGAGCAAUAUCUCUGCAUAUUCGUUGAAGAUCUGGGACAACGCACAUCGAAAGUUCAAAUGCUGUGGGCUGAGUGGGCCCAACAAUUGGCUGGAAAUAAACCGGAGUAUUCCACAAAGUUGCUGUCAUUUCAAGGAUAAUUCAUCAGAUCCAAUCUCCGAAUUUUGUAGAGGAAGUAGUUACGGAGAUUAUGUUUACACAAAUGGUUGUGCGAAGUUACAGAAAUAUCGCGCAUGGAGAGGUUCUAUUAAAGAUGAUGACGAUAAUAAGGAUGAAGCGAGCAAUAUAACUAUGGUAACGAUUAUUCGGACAGCUGGAUAUUUUAUUCAGUUAGCCGCUGUAGUUUUAGCCAUUUGGCUUGGAAUACUGAUUUUACUUUCUUACCAUUGUGGAUACUACUAAGAUUUCAAAGGUGCCUACCUAUCCAGAAGAGGAAGCAAAAAUGGACAGUUUAUUUUUAGUAAUCGCCUGCGAAGAUUCAAGAAGAAUCAAUUAAUUUUUUUUUAUAUCGCUGUAGAUUUUUUUUAACAUAUAGCUAUAUUUUUCUGGA